Messenger RNA from Helianthus annuus (common sunflower), 1425 nucleotides. RefSeq lists its product as uncharacterized. Lineage: Eukaryota; Viridiplantae; Streptophyta; Magnoliopsida; Asterales; Asteraceae. The record is from RefSeq and is a predicted model, not a curated record. The coding region runs from base 1 to 1425 and encodes 474 amino acids. Gene Ontology annotation, molecular function: RNA-DNA hybrid ribonuclease activity; nucleic acid binding. The transcript has 2 exons. Gene Ontology annotation, biological process: DNA integration.
AUGAAGGAGUAUUUGAUCAAGCUUCCUACCCUAACCGCGCCAUUCGAGAAAGAACCACUUAUUUUGUACUUGUCUUCGUCGGACAAGGCAGUUGGGUUGGUAUUGUUGGUGGAAAGAGAUGGAGUUCAGACUCCAAUUUACUAUGUUAGUAGGGUGCUUACAGAUCCAGAAACUCGAUACUCAACCAUGGAAAAAGAUGUCAGGACGCUUGGCAAAGUGGGCAAUCGAACUGGGGGCCACAACAUUCUGUACAGGCCGCGCCCAGCCAUUAAAGGCCAAGUAUUAGCGGACUUCAUCACUGAAGUCCCAGAAGAUAAGGUUAAAGAGUGUGAAGUUUUUGAUACUCCCAUCAAAGACACAUCAGAUGGGUUAUUGUUGCUAUACACUGAUGGAGCUUCGAACGAAGACGGCGCAGGAGCUGGCUUGUGCCUUGUUAACCCUGAGAAGCAUGAGUUCACCUAUGCCAUCAAGUUGGAUUUCAAAAACACCAACAACGAGGCAAAAUAUGAAACGUUUUUGGCAGGCUUGCGCCUGGCCAUCAAGAUGGGAGCUCAAAACUUACAAGCGCAUGUCGACUCUCUCCUGAUUGCGAGUCAAAUUAACGGGUUAUAUGAUGCAAAGGGUGAAGUUAUGGCCUUGUAUUUAGAACAAGCGAAAGAGCUGCUUCAACAGUUCAAGUCAUACAAGGUUGUUCAUAUCAACCGAUCAGAGAACAAACCAGUAGACGCGUUGAGCAAGCUUGCUUCAACGGCCUUCCAACAUCUCGCCAAAGAUGUAAGAAUAGAAGUUUUAAAAAACCCAUCUGUUUUGUUGCGCCAAGUUAAUGUAAUCGAGAUAGGGCCACAAUCGUGGAUGACCCCUAUCAUUCAAUAUCUUCAAGAAGGAACUCUCCCUGAAAAUAAGGCAGAGACUAGGAAGAUACAGAACAAAGCGUUGUUCUAUGAGAUGAAUGGAGGAAUUUUGUCCAGAAGAUCCUUCUUAGGGCCACUACUGCGUUGUGUAGAUCCUCAAGAUGCAAGUUACCUGAUCAGGGAGUUUCAUGAAGGCAUCUGCGGCAUUCAUGCGGGCCCACGCAUGGUCGUAGCAAAGAUAAUGAACGCUGGUUACUACUGGCCGGGGAUGCACGUUGACGCUCUGAAGGAGUUGCGUAAAUACGACUCCUGUCAAAGGCACGCCCCAAAAACUCUGCGCCCGAAAAAUGAUCUCAUCCUUGUGUCCACUGCCUGGCCUUUCCAGCAGUGGGGGAUCGAUAUGGUGGGACCUUUCCCUGAAGCUCCUGGAGUAGUGAAGUUCAUAAUUGUUGUCGUCGAUUAUUUCACCAAAUGGGUGGAGGCCAAAGCCCUCGCUUCAACUACUGCAAUGAUGGUGCGCAAAUUCAUAUGGGAACACAUUUUUUGCAGAUUUGGUCUCAACUCAAGAUUGUAA